Molecule: messenger RNA, 363 nt
Organism: Candidula unifasciata
Lineage: Eukaryota; Metazoa; Mollusca; Gastropoda; Stylommatophora; Geomitridae
Source: the annotation of a GenBank genome assembly
AUUGGGAUUAAUCCAGGCCUGUUUGCUGCUUAUGUAGGUCACCAUUAUGCGGGUCCAGGAAACCAUUUCUGGAGGUGUAUGUACUUGUCAGGUUUGAUACCUGAACCAAUGAGUGCAUAUGAUGACUACAAGCUACUUAGUUUUGGAAUCGGCUUCACAAAUAUCUGCGCUCGCACAACAAGAGGAAGUGCUGACUUAAAAAAACAGGAAAUCAGAGAUGGUGCUGAGAUCUUGAAGAAAAAACUCUUGAUGUAUAGACCCAAGAUAGCCGUCUUUAAUGGGAAAGGUAUUUUUGAAGUCUUCAGUGGAAGCAAAAAUUUCAACAUUGGUAAACAGCCUGAUAAAUUGGAAGGAACUGACACU